AUGACCAGUGUUCAGGAUGAAAAAGUGCCAGCAACAUUGAAAGAAACUGAAACAACUAAGAAGGAGGCAACGACCAAGAUUGAGGAAACAAUCCCAGAAAAAUCAGGCAUUAAUGGUGCAGGUGUCACUGUUACUGUUGAUACCAAGGAAGUGGUGAUAGAGAAGACUGAGGAAAAGGCCAGAGAAGUUAUAAUAGAAGAUCCAACAGCAAAGGAGAACACAGAAACUGCUGAAAAGAAAUCAGCACCAACAGCACCAGCGGAAGAUGAGAAAGCAAAUGAUGAGAGCGAAGCCACAGAAGCAGCAGAAGAAGCCAUCACAGUUGAGAAAACUGAAGCUUAA
Sphenostylis stenocarpa is the source of this 342-nucleotide messenger RNA. Lineage: Eukaryota; Viridiplantae; Streptophyta; Magnoliopsida; Fabales; Fabaceae. The record is from the annotation of a GenBank genome assembly.